Molecule: messenger RNA, 2907 nt
Organism: Plasmodium malariae
Lineage: Eukaryota; Apicomplexa; Aconoidasida; Haemosporida; Plasmodiidae
Product: conserved Plasmodium protein, unknown function
Exons: 1
Coding region: 1-2907 (968 amino acids)
Source: RefSeq, a predicted model, not a curated record
AUGAAAAGUAACAACGAAACACAAGACAAAAGUAAAGAUGAAGAAAUUUUGAAAUUGAGAAAACUGGCUGCACUUUUUAAGAAUGAGUGUAAAAAGCUUAAAGAAGAAAACGAUCUUUUGAAGAGAAACAUAACUGUAAAUAAACAAGAAUGCGACAGUGAUGACAAGAACAACAAUAAGGAGAGUAGUAGUAUCGAAGGAGAAGAUAUUUCAAGAAAAUUAAAACAAGAAUUUGGUAAAAGGAUGGUAAUUGAAAAAAACUACAAAAAGUUGAAGGAGUUCACAUUCGUUCUAGAAGAAAAACUAGUAAAUUUAAAAAAAGAGAACAAGGACAAGUGCAAAAACUUGGAGGAAAAACUAAACGAAUGUUAUAAAAAUUUAAAUAUGUGUAAAUAUGAAAAUGAAAAUUUAAAAGAAAAAAUAAAAGAAAAGGAUGUAACAGUAGAUAAGCUAAAUAAUAAAAUUGACGAAUUUCGUAUAUAUUUAAAAGGAGAAAAAAGUAUAAUAAAUAAUAAUCUGUUAGAUAAUAUAACGGAUGAUGAAGUAUUAAAAUAUAAAUUAGAAAUAAAAAAAUUAAAAGAAAAUAUAGAAAUUUUAAAAAAAAAUGAUGAAAUAACAUCCAAGGAAAGACAACAGUAUAAAAGCAUGAUUGUUUUAUGUUCUCAGUAUAAAGAGAAAUGUAAAAAAAUUCCAUUAUUAGAAAGCAAAAUUGAUAUAUUGGAAAGCAAAAUAAAAGAAUUAGAAAUAUUCAAAUAUAGAGAUAAAGAAAGAUUCGAAAAUAUUAAAGAACUGAAAAACAGUAUUUUAAAUCAUCAAAUAGAGAAUAAUAAACUAACAGAGCAACUAAACGAAUGGAUGAAGUUUUCCAAAUUGUAUAUAAAUGAUAAAGCCAUAAAUAUUGAGAAUUUAAAAAAAAGCUUGAAUGAUAUAUAUAAUAAGUACAAUCAAGUUAAUUUUACAAAGACAGACUUAGAAGUGAAAUACAAAAAGUUGUCAAUUGAUAUAGAAAUAGAAAAACAAAAUAGUGAGGAUAAGAAUUUAGAGCUAAGAAUUUUGAAAAACAAAAUUAGGUUUUUAGAAAAAAAGUAUGAAUUGCUUAAAAGAGAUUAUUUGUACGAGUUGAACAAGGCAAAGGGUGUCCAUGAUAGGGGCAAGGGUAACAGUAACACGGUCCAACGAAACCAGGGAAAGGCAGAAAAACAAGGGGAGGGUUUGAAUAGGGAGGCGUGUUCUGAGUCCGAAAUGCAGCUUCAAAGAGGUGGUAAUGAAAAAGACGAUGGAGGUGAUGAUAGUAAUACUGCUUGUGCUGAUGGUGAUGAAGACGCUGAUGCUAAUGCGAAGGAAGCGGGGAGUAAAAAUUUUGAGAGUUCAAAAUUUGGGAGUACAACAUUUGAUAGUAUAAAAUUAGAGGGCGCAAAUUUUGAGAAGCUUCUGACAGACUACAAAACCAAAUACGACAUGAUAAAAAAAGACAAUCAAGAGAAGGAAAAAUUAAUAGAAGAAUUAAAUGAAAAUAUGAAGAAAUAUAAAAGUGAGUACGAAAGUUUUUAUUUAAAACAAAAAAAUGCAGAAAUGUUUGCAGAAGAAUUGCAGUUUCAUAAGAAGGAAAUAAUAUAUCUUAAAGAAGAAGUAGAGAAUUAUAAAAACAAAAUUGUAUAUUUAGAAAAUGAUUUAACACAUGUGAAAAACCAAUGGCGUGAAGAUAAUGAGAAAAAUGAUACUGUCAUAAGAGACUUGAAAGAAACAAUAAAAAAGGUGCAGUUUGACAAUAAAAUGAACAAUAAGGAGAGUAAAGGUAAUAAAGCUCUUUCCACAGACUUAUACAAUAAUAAUAAUAGUAAUAAUAGUGUUAGUAGUAAUCAUAGUCAUUAUUGUAAUAAGGAUGAUAUAAGUGUUCUCUACAGAGAUAUCGAAAGUUUAAAAUCCAUGGACGAAAUAGAAUUAACAAAUAUGAGAAAUGAAAUUUUAUAUUUAAAGUCCAAAAUUGAAGUUAUUAAAAUUUAUUAUACUAGCCAAAUAAAGAGCUAUAGAGAAGCAUUCCUUUAUCUUUUGGGAUGGGAUGUACAAGUUGAACACAGUAAUGAGGAGGUCUUCUUCAUUCUGACUUCCUUAUUUUCGACGCACGAUGGGAAAUUUAUAUUCAUAAAAAGCAAAUGCGCAAAUGAAAAGAGGUCUUACCAUCCCCAGAACGAGGGUUAUCGGAGUUUGAAAAAAAUGAAGGUCGAGCUGGCCGCCGAAACAGACACACAUAAAUUUGAUGAUGUAAAGGAUGGGGUAGGUGAACAAGUAGAAUCCGGGGUAGGUAACAGCAUAGAAUCAGGGGUAGGUAACAGCAUAGAAUCCGGGGUAGGUAACAGCAUAGAAGCUGGGAUAGGUAACAGCAUAGAAGCUGGGAUAGGUAACAGCAUAGAAGCUGGGAUAGGUAACAGCAUAGAAGCUGGGAUAGGUAACAGCAUAGAAGCUGGGAUAGGUAACAGCAUAGAAUCCGGGGUAGGUAACAGCAUAGAAGCUGGGAUAGUUGAUAGAGUAGAAGCCGAAGUGGAUGACGAAUCGGAGGUGCAGAAGGAAAGAGAAAGAAGUGGGGACCAAGACAAGGAGAACUUCUACGAUGGACUAUUCAACGAGAGAAACGAAAUCAACACUAACGCAGUUAUAGAAAAGUCAAACCUCCAAAAUACGAACAUCAACAUAUCUACAAUAAUGAAAGGAUGCAAAUAUAAUUUACUAUUGCACGGGUAUUAUAGUAUUAAGUGGAAUGAAAAUGUUGAAUGGAAAAGAUACAUAAAUAAAAUAAAUACAUACCCAAUUCUUUUAUCUCUAUCAUGUAUAGAAGAAUAUAAUAAUAUAAAAUGUCAGUAUAACAAUAAUCUGAGCAAAAACCAUAAAGGAAUGUUGUUCAAAAUAUAA